Molecule: messenger RNA, 3127 nt
Organism: Mastomys coucha (southern multimammate mouse)
Lineage: Eukaryota; Metazoa; Chordata; Mammalia; Rodentia; Muridae
Gene: Znf853
Product: zinc finger protein 853
Exons: 4
Coding region: 299-2446 (715 amino acids)
Biological process (GO): regulation of transcription by RNA polymerase II
Cellular component (GO): nucleus
Molecular function (GO): sequence-specific DNA binding; DNA-binding transcription factor activity, RNA polymerase II-specific
Source: RefSeq, a predicted model, not a curated record
AGGGCCGACCAUCCUGUCCCCAUCCCCACCCACACCUCCCCCGGGGGGACCCUGGGCGACCUCGGCAGAUCUGACAGCGAAGACCCCGCAGAGUGCCCGUAAAGGGUUCUCCCGGGGGUGGUCAGAGCCUCCGUGGCUCAUUCUAGAUGGAGGUACCUCCGGAAGGAGCUGGCUGACGGCCGUGGCCUUCACCUUGUGGCCACUGGUGACCACACCUCCUCUAGCGCAGAGGCUGCUGCCGGCGGGAAAUGCUGUUCCAGCACAGCCUGCUCCCGGAGACCCUGGUGUGGCCGCCAGGAUGGAGCUGGGCCCAGCAACCCAGACCUUUGUGUUGGAGCUGCGAUGUCUUGAGGAUGGGGGUCCAGGGCCUGACACCCUCUCAGGUGGCAGUGGUGGGGAUGAAAGUCAGGAGGAAGAAGAGGUUCAGGAGGGGAGCAGCCAUCCACAGCAGCCAGUGCUUGCAGCCUCAGUCGGGGCCUAUUACUAUAUUGAGCCAGAGCAGGAGGAACCACAGGACUUGCGAGUGCACCGAUUUAAGCAGCAGCCAGACCAGGAACGUCAGCCUGAGUACAAGCAGUUGCAAGAGCAGCAACCUCAGCAUCAACUGUUAAGAUCCCAGCCAGAAUCGCGGCAGCAAGAUGGGCAACAGCAGCUUUCUCCACCACAGCAAGAACAACAGGAAAACCGGUCCAUGCAGCAUCAGCAACCAAAACCACAGCUGCAGGUGGUACAGCUGCCAAGACUUGGACAAGAGCAACAUUUGUUGCUGCAGCAGCACCAGCCGAUGCAGCUUCCAUACCAAGCACAACAGCUGUUUCAACAGCAGCAGGAACAGCUGCAACAGCAGCAAAUUCAACAGCAGCAUCUCAUGCAGCAACAAGGAUAUGAACCUGUACCACAGCAGCAAGUGCUGCUACUGCAGCAACUGGUACAGCAGCAGCAAGUGCAGGAACAACUGCCAUUGCAGCAGCCAGUGCAAGAGCAGCAACAGUCGCAGCUUCUACAACAAGAGCAACUAUUGCAACAGCAGAGGCAAUUGCUGCUGCAGCAUGUACAAGAUCAAGUAUUGCAGCUACAGCAAGUGCAAGAGCAACAGCUGUUGCAACAGCAACAGGAACAGUUUCAGCAGCAGCUGCUCCAACAGCAGCAACUGUUGCAGCAGCAGGGACAGUUGCAACAGCAACACUUGCAGCAGCAGGUAUGGUUGCUGCAGCCACAGGGACAGCUACAGCAGCAGCUAUUGCUGCAGCAGCAACAGGCACAGUUGCAACAGCAGCUGUUUCAGCAGCAACAGGCACAAUUACAGCACCAACUAUUGCUGCAGCAGCAGGAACAGUUGCAGCAGCAGCAGUUGUUGCAACAGCAGCAGGAACAGCUGCAGCAGCACCAGCAGCUGCAGCAUCCUCCACCUGAGGAAGAGGAAGUAGAACUGGAGCUCAUGCCGGUGGACGUGGGGUCUGAGCAGGAGCUGGAGAGGCAGCAAGAGCUGGAGAGGCUGCAGGAACAGCGGCAGCUGCAGCUAAAAAUGCAGGAGCAACUGCGUCAGCUGGAACAGCACCUGGAGCAGCAGCAGCAGCUGGAGCAGCAGCAGCUGGAGCAGCAGCAGCUGGAGCAGCAGCAGCUGGAGCAGCAGCAGCUGGAGCAACAGGAGGUGAACCUGGAACUGACCCCAGUGGAGCUGGACGCCCAGCAGCAAGAGCUGCAGCUGGAGCUGACCUCUGUGCAGCCAGAGCUGCAACUGGAGCUAGUGCCUGCUGCGGGAAGCGCAACACCAGCUCCAGCCACCGUCGUGGUGGCCCCUCCAGGUUAUGUGGUGCUGCAAGAGCUCAUGGUGUUGCCCGCUGUGGCCACAUCCACUGUGGUGGCCAUCCCGGGCCCAGCGGGGAGUGCAGCUCUGACUCCAGCCAGGCAGCGAAGGAAACGUCGAGCCCGGGAUAGGCCGACCAUCUGCGGGGAGUGUGGCAAGGGUUUCAGCCGCAGCACGGACCUGGUGCGCCACCAGGCCACGCACACUGGGGAGAGGCCGUAUCUCUGCAGUGAGUGCGGAAAAAGCUUCUCACAGCAUUCCAAUCUGGUGACCCACCAGCGCAUCCACACGGGAGAGAAGCCCUACGCCUGCACCUACUGCUCCAAGCGCUUCAGCGAGAGCUCUGCGCUCGUGCAGCAUCAACGUACCCACACCGGAGAGCGGCCCUAUGUCUGCAGCGACUGUGGCAAGCGCUUCAGCGUCUCCUCCAACCUGCUGCGCCACCGCCGCACCCACUCCGGGGAGCGGCCCUAUGUGUGCGAGGACUGCGGGGAGCGUUUCCGGCACAAGGUGCAGAUCCGCAGGCACGAGCGCCAACUGCAUGGGGCAGGACGCUCCAGAGGCCUGGGACUCCUGCGGUCCUCCAGGCCUGGGCCCUCCACAAGGGCCCAGCAGAACUCUGCAUCCGGGAAGCACUGAGAGGUGUUAGUGCCAUCCACACACACCUUGACCUAGUUCCUGGUCUUAACCCCAGUUUGAGGUCUUUCUGAAUGUCUUGAAUUAUCCUUAGGAAAGGUAGACUUCUGUCUUCUCCCAGACCGCCCCCCUCCCAACACACACACACACACACACACACACACACACACACACACACACACACAAGCACCAAAUUCACAGAUUCACCCUUCUCCCAAAACCAUCUCCAGAUGGGUGAGAGAGACUGCCCAAAGUUGUCCUUUCCUGGGAAAACAGGACUGAGAACUGGCUCGGUAGCAAGCAACUUGUGAGGUUUGAUACAACCAAACACUAACCAGCAAAUGAAAUGUGCACUGUGGGUGAGCACUGGUAAAGGAAUGGAUCAUUCUGAAUACUUAAGGAGAAACUGGAAAGGGAGAAGCUGAGGAUGGAGCUCAGCCUACCAUGGAUUGCUUGCCUAGCAGAAAGCCCUGGGUUUCGUCUCCAGCACCAUACAAACCUGGUGUAUGGACACACGAAAUCCCAGCACUUGGGAGGGGGAAACAGGAGGCUGAGGUUCCAGGUCAUUGUCAAGCACAUAGUGAGUUGGGGGAUAGCUUGGGUUACAUGAGACCCUGCCUCCAAAACAACAACAACAACAACAACAACAACAACAACAAACCGAAAUAAACAGAAAUUGGUCUU